AUGUCGAAGACAUGCUUCGGGGAAGCUUCUAGCCGGGUAACCGGUGGUGGCUGUACCCCCCUCCCCCCACCCGUGGGAGUCGACGUGCUGGAUCGCGCUCGCCGCUUAACCGCAAACGAUAGUUGGGUCACGGUGGGCAAGAGGCUUCAAGAAGACCCAUCCCCAUUGAACAAGCGGUGCCGUAUCUACUCAUUACGCAAAUCCAACGCAAAUCUCGACCUCGAACCUCAAAUUAAGAAGCGCUUGCAGUAUAAUGUUUACACUGCGAUCCUGAACAUUUACGUUGACUUGGAUAUCUACAGGUUCCAGGUACACCUGUAUCGUCGUUUGACUUCAUUCACACUGAUGCUUUCCAACGCUGAUCUGAGGAGGUACCUCCUCCGAACUGUGCUAGUGUGCUCGUUCAUAUCCAUACCAGCGACCAUCGUCGUGUUUGUGAAUGGUCUCUCACUUAUCACCCUCGCGUGGGUGGUUGUCGUUUGCGGUAUCACCAUCCAUCACACGACAACUGCAGGAAUGAAACUCCGGAAGCCAUUCAACGUGUUUUCUGAAUGUGAUCCUCUACCACAAGACUGGGCGCCUUAUGAAGUUGUGUUCGGAAAAGCUAUCUGGGAGCCUGCCUUAGCGGGAGAAGCAAAAGGCAUCAUAGCUUUCCGGUUCCUUCUCGCCAUUCCGUUGCUGCUGGCACUUCUUUUAUUUUCAGCUAUCUCAAUAAUUAUAGAGCCCAUCCACGAAAUUGGACUGGUGCCACACAAGGAUUAUCGUGCCCCAGAGCUAUUGUAUGAUUUCAAUAUGGAACCCCCCGUUUGGAGUAUCGUAGCGUUCAUCGACAUGCGUUUACCCAUUGCUAGUGAUCCUGAAGUAUCACUGUUAAACCUCUCUGGGACGAUUCAGACUGCUAUCACUGUUAAACCUCUCUGGGACGAUUCAGAUGUCAAAAACAAGCCUGAUUGCGUCCACCUGGAUGGUAAUCUGACGAUCGGGGGUAAAUCGCAAAAUGUACAGUCUGAUCCGUAUAUCCAAACCAUUACCAUAUUUUGUCCGAGCCGCCGGGAGGGAUUGACUGCUCGGGAAAUAAUGUCAGCCCCCUCGCCGGACGUCUCCCCUGAUUUACUCGUCACCGUAAAUUUCACAACACUACAGAUGUACGACGACUCAUUGGUUGAUGCGAGGAACCGCACCGUAUCGAUUCUGGUGGGUCUAACAAACAACACCAAUGACGUUGUCUCCAACACAAUACCAACCCCUCUAUUCCCCGGCCUUAACCUUGCUGGGAAUGUCUCUC
Molecule: messenger RNA, 1285 nt
Organism: Laccaria bicolor S238N-H82
Lineage: Eukaryota; Fungi; Basidiomycota; Agaricomycetes; Agaricales; Hydnangiaceae
Exons: 9
Source: RefSeq, a predicted model, not a curated record